CUAUUCUACCAAAGCCUUACCAUAAACAAUCAUCCAAUCCGUAUAAUUCCCUUCCCCACAUUCUCUGAGAGGAGAUUAUAAUGUCUCGUUUCUCACUCCUACUGUCUCUCGUCGUCGCCGGUGGCCUUUUCGCCGCCGCACUUGCCGGGCCGGCGACCUUCGCCGAUGAGAAUCCGAUCAGACAAGUCGUUUCUGACGGUUUACAUGAGCUGGAGAACGGAAUUCUCCAAGUCGUCGGCAAGACUCGCCAUGCUCUCUCCUUCGCUCGCUUUGCUCACAGGUAUGGGAAGAGGUACGAGUCAGUUGAGGAGAUAAAGCAAAGGUUCAAGGUAUUUUUGGACAAUUUGAAGAUGAUUCGAUCGCAUAACAAGAAAGGACUAUCAUACAAACUCAGUGUUAAUGAGUUUACCGACCUAACAUGGGACGAGUUCCGGAGAGACAGGUUGGGGGCAGCUCAAAACUGUUCAGCCACCACAAAAGGCAAUCUCAAACUCACUAACGUUGUUCUGCCGGAGACGAAAGACUGGAGGGAAGCUGGGAUUGUCAGCCCAGUCAAGAACCAGGGCAAGUGCGGAUCUUGCUGGACAUUCAGCACUACUGGUGCACUAGAAGCAGCAUAUAGCCAAGCAUUUGGGAAGGGAAUCUCUCUAUCUGAGCAGCAGCUUGUGGACUGUGCUGGAGCUUUUAAUAACUUUGGCUGCAAUGGUGGGCUCCCAUCACAAGCCUUUGAGUACAUUAAAUCCAAUGGUGGUCUUGACACUGAAGAAGCAUAUCCAUACACUGGCAAGAAUGGCUUAUGUAAAUUCUCAUCAGAAAAUGUUGGUGUCAAAGUCAUCGAUUCUGUCAAUAUUACCCUGGGUGCUGAAGAUGAACUAAAAUACGCGGUUGCAUUGGUUAGGCCCGUUAGUAUAGCUUUUGAGGUGAUAAAAGGUUUCAAACAAUACAAGAGUGGUGUUUACACCAGCACCGAAUGUGGCAACACUCCCAUGGAUGUAAACCAUGCUGUUCUUGCUGUGGGUUACGGUGUUGAAAAUGGUGUUCCCUAUUGGCUCAUCAAGAAUUCAUGGGGAGCAGAUUGGGGUGACAAUGGAUACUUCAAAAUGGAGAUGGGAAAGAACAUGUGUGGUAUUGCCACUUGCGCAUCCUACCCUGUCGUUGCCUGAAUUUUGAAUUUUGUAAUUUAUUUUCCCAAAGGGAAGUAGGCCUAAAUCCCACAUUGUCCCAGUUGAUGAUACAGCAGCAUUCGGUCUCCGUUCUCAGAUUUAUGUUCAAAACACGUAUAGUACAUACAAAGAUGAUUUAGGCUACUUAUGUAGUAAACGAAUAAGAACAGAGAUACUGAAUUUACAACAUUCGUGAAGCAAGUUAUUUAUACACAACCAUUUAAAUGUUUUUCUUCUUA
This is a messenger RNA of Nicotiana attenuata, 1402 nucleotides long. Its product is annotated as cysteine proteinase 3. Gene Ontology annotation, molecular function: cysteine-type endopeptidase activity. Lineage: Eukaryota; Viridiplantae; Streptophyta; Magnoliopsida; Solanales; Solanaceae. The record is from RefSeq and is a predicted model, not a curated record. Bases 81 to 1163 code for a protein of 360 amino acids. Gene Ontology annotation, biological process: immune response. Gene Ontology annotation, cellular component: lysosome. The transcript has 7 exons.